This is a messenger RNA of Plasmodium reichenowi, 429 nucleotides long. RefSeq lists its product as hypothetical. Lineage: Eukaryota; Apicomplexa; Aconoidasida; Haemosporida; Plasmodiidae. The transcript has 2 exons. The record is from RefSeq and is a predicted model, not a curated record. The coding region runs from base 1 to 429 and encodes 142 amino acids.
AUGAUAUUUUUGUCAUUUUUAAAUCAGUAUGAAGAAACAAAAAAAGAAAGUUACAAUUUAUUAAAAGAGAAUAGUAAUGUAAAUCCAAAAGUUAAAGUUCUUGAAUCGACAUAUAUAAACUGCGAAAUAAAUAAUAAAAAAAGGGAAUGGUCCAAUAAUAAAUUAAAUAAAGAAUUAAGUAAAUGGAACCAUGAUAUUAUAUGUUCAAAGAAGUACCAGUAUAAUCCAUUCAAACAAUCGUGUGGUAAGCAUUUUGAUUUUUUAAAAGAAGGGCAGAAAUAUUAUACAUCCAGUGAACAAUUUCAGAAGAGAGAUUAUAAUUUAAUUUUUCAAAACCUAAGAAACUCUCCUUCUAUUCAUAUAGCCACGUGUGGUAUUUUUAUGACAAUCAUUAUAGGCUUAUUAAAUUUAAAAAAUAAAAAAAUAUAG